Molecule: messenger RNA, 980 nt
Organism: Hibiscus syriacus
Lineage: Eukaryota; Viridiplantae; Streptophyta; Magnoliopsida; Malvales; Malvaceae
Product: MADS-box protein AGL24-like
Exons: 9
Coding region: 16-723 (235 amino acids)
Biological process (GO): positive regulation of transcription by RNA polymerase II
Cellular component (GO): nucleus
Molecular function (GO): RNA polymerase II cis-regulatory region sequence-specific DNA binding; DNA-binding transcription factor activity, RNA polymerase II-specific; protein dimerization activity
Source: RefSeq, a predicted model, not a curated record
AAUAAGGUAUAACUCAUGAAAACAAAACCAACAAUUCUUGGUAUAGAAAUGGCGAGGGAGAAGAUCAAGAUCAAGAAGAUCGACAACGUGACGGCAAGGCAAGUGACUUUCUCGAAGAGAAGGCGAGGGCUUUUUAAGAAAGCUGAAGAGCUUUCAGUUCUUUGUGAUGCUGAGGUUGCUCUCAUUAUUUUCUCAGCUACUGGAAAGCUCUUUGAGUUCGCUAGCUCCAGCAUGAAGGAUAUCUUGGGAAGGUACACUCUGCAGACCAACAAAUUGGAUCAACCAUCUCUUGGCCUUCAGCUGGAAAACAGUGAUGAAAUGAGAUUGAGCCAGGAAGUUGCUGAUAAAACCCUUGAACUAAGGCAGAUAAGAGGAGAAGAUCUUCAAGGAUUGGACAUUGAUGAAUUGCAGCGACUCGAAAAACUGCUAGAAUCUGGACUCACACGAGUUCUUGAGACCAAGGGAGAACGCAUUAGGAACGAGAUCUCUUCACUUGAAACCAAGGGAGCAAAGUUGCUGGAAGAGAACAAGCAACUUAAAGACAAAUUGGUAUCACUGUGCAAAGGUAAAAGAUCCGUCUUAGCAGAUUCAGAUGUUGCAACAACUCAGGAAGAAGGCAUGUCAUCGGAGUCUGCCGGCAACAUUUAUAGUUGCAACAGUGGCCCUCCACCGGAAGAUGAUAGCUCAGACAUUUCACUCAAACUAGGGCUUCCCUUCUCUUAAGCGGAAACCGAUGAGAAGAUAAAAGCUGUGGAACCCUUGCAAGAAUAUAUUCUUAUGAUCAUGUGUAUUAGGUUUAAAGAAAUUAUAAAACAUAUAAUAUGUAGAAGUUGGAAGAUUUAUCUUAACUUUAAGCUUGUUCUAGUACGCUAUAUAUUUGGAUAUAUAUUGCUACUCGGAAGUAGAAAGAAAACUUGCUCAACUUGUGCCGGCAGUGCACUUUUUUAAUUAAUUAAGUUGUAACUUCAAAACUUGUACUC